AUGCCGCCGGUAACCUUUUCCCAAACGCCCGGUCCGCUUGGAGACCUCUUCCACUCCUCGGGUUGCUCUCACGCCGCCAAGAUCCCGUUGUCCGGAUCCCUCGUCACAACCGCGGGUCAGCCAGGAUUCGAUCUCAAGACCUGUCAGCUUGUCACUUCGUCUCUGCGUGAUGAGGUCAACGCCUGCUUCGACUGCGUGGAGGCUGCAUUGAAAUCUGCUGGGGUCUCACAGGGUCUGAGUGCUGUUCACAAGUUUACAGCAUUUCUCAUCGACAUGAAGGUGGAGGAGACGAUGAUGGAGGUCUGGAGGAGCAGGGUUCCGGGGCAUCGCCCAACUUGGGUAACUGUUGGAGUGGCUGAACUAGCUGUGUCAGGCAUGCACCUCGAGUUACAGGCCGAGGCAGUUUUGUUGGAGUAG
Messenger RNA from Fusarium vanettenii 77-13-4, 417 nucleotides. RefSeq lists its product as uncharacterized. The transcript has a single exon. Gene Ontology annotation, cellular component: cytosol. Gene Ontology annotation, molecular function: deaminase activity. The record is from RefSeq and is a predicted model, not a curated record. The coding region runs from base 1 to 417 and encodes 138 amino acids. Lineage: Eukaryota; Fungi; Ascomycota; Sordariomycetes; Hypocreales; Nectriaceae.